Messenger RNA from Argentina anserina (silverweed cinquefoil), 2628 nucleotides. Its product is annotated as transcription factor PIF3-like. Lineage: Eukaryota; Viridiplantae; Streptophyta; Magnoliopsida; Rosales; Rosaceae. Bases 122 to 2293 code for a protein of 723 amino acids. The transcript has 9 exons. The record is from RefSeq and is a predicted model, not a curated record. Gene Ontology annotation, biological process: regulation of DNA-templated transcription. Gene Ontology annotation, molecular function: DNA-binding transcription factor activity; protein dimerization activity.
CCGUCUUCUGCGUCCACUUGACACUCAAAUUUAAGGCACUGGGUGGAAGCUUGCAAUAAUGUCCAUGUUCUUGAAGCUUUUGGAGCAUUUCUAAUAACACACAAGAGUCCAGUAUUACACCAUGCCUUUAUCCGAGCAAUAUCGAUUGCACAGAGGAAGGAGUGAUUCGAAUCAAGAUUUUGAACCUGUGAAUGAUUUGUUUGAACUGGUAUGGGAUAAUGGGCAGAUUAUGAUGCAAGCUCAGUCCAAUAGAGCUAGAAGGAGUCCAACUUUGAACAGCUUACCAUCUCACACCCCCAAGAAUCGAGAUAGAGAUUUAGGAAAUGGAAGCAAUGGGAAGGUGGGGAAAUUUGGGGCAGUGGAUUCCAUGAUGGAUGAAAUUCCAUUGUCGGUGCCAUCUGUUGAUAUGGGUUUAAGUGACGAUGACGACAUGUUGCCUUGGUUGAACUAUGCCCUUGAUCAACCUUUACAUCAUGAAUAUAGCCAUGAUUAUAUGCCUGAAAUAUCUGGUGUCACUGCAAAUGAGAUUUCCACCAAUGGGAAUCUCGCGUCAAUUGACAAAAGGAGUAGCUCUAGUCAUAUGUAUAGGGAGUCCAACACCAAUUCCAGUCAUGGAGGUGCUCAUUUGGAACAAAGGAAUGCGUCAAAGCUUUCUUCAAUAAGUGCAGCUGAAGUUAGCAGACCUAGACCUGGUACUACUCAUGUAUACCAGAUGUCAUCACAGCAACCCCAAGCAUCAAUUCCAUCUCGUAGAUCGAUAGGUUCGGAUAUGGUUGGUGGUAGCACAAGUAGUGCUGCGCAUCCUGCUGUUUGCAAGAAUUCAAUUCAGGCUUCAUCUGCAGGUGGUUUUCCUGGCAUACCAGCGCUGAAUAAUCCACCAACUCCUAGUAAUAAUCAUCCAACCAUAGUGAACUUUUCUCAUUUCUCAAGACCAGCUACGCUUGCAAAACCUAAUAUUCACACUACUGGUGCAAUGUCUAGCUCAAGUUUAGCGAGGGUGGAGAAGAAUAAAAAUAAGGAGAAGAUUUCAGCUGCAACUAGUAGCAAUCCUCCUGAGUCAAUACUAAUUGAAUCAAGCUGUGGUUUAAUGAAGGAGUCAACUUCACAGUGCCAAGAUGUUAUGGCACCCUCCAGUGUUGCUAUGAAACCAACCACAUCUAAGCCUCUUGAGGAACCAUGUAAUGCUAAACAGUCUGAACAUGCAUAUCAAGAGGGUACCUCUAAGAUUGCCGACACAAACUCCAAUCAUGUUCCUUGUGAAAGUGCAAUUAGGGCUCUUCCAGAUGUUGAAAAAACUACGGAGCCAGUGGUUGAUUCUUCUGUUUGCUCAGGCAAUAGUGUGGAGAGAGCUUCAGAUAAGCCAACUCGUGCGUCGAAGAGAAAAUCUCGUGAUACCGAUGACUAUGAAUGCCAUAGUGAAGAUGUAGAGGAGGAAUCUGUGGGCUUGAAGAAGGUACCUCAUGGUCGAGGUACGGGUUCCAAGAGAAGCAGAGCAGCAGAAGUGCAUAACUUAUCAGAAAGGAGGCGAAGGGAUAGAAUCAAUGAGAAGAUGCGUGCACUUCAAGAACUCAUACCUAAUUGCAACAAGGUGGACAAAGCUUCAAUGCUUGAUGAGGCCAUUGAGUAUUUGAAGACACUUCAACUCCAAGUACAGAUUAUGUCGAUGGGAGCUGGUCUGUUUAUGCCACAAAUGAUGUUACCACCAGGAAUGCAACACAUGCAUGCACCCCAAAUGGCUCAUUUCUCGCACAUGGGUGUUGGAAUGGGAAUGGGGCUGGGCAUGGGUUUUGGCAUGGGUAUGCCUGACAUGACUGGUGGAUCUUCCGGUUACCCUAUGCAAGGUGCCCAGUUUUCUAGUCCACCAAUGCCAGGACAUACUGCAUUUAAUGGGAUGAUAGGAUCUAACCUGCAGAUGUUUGGACUUCCUUGUCAAGGUGUUUCCAUGCCAAUGCAACACACACCCUUAGUUCCCUUGUCAGGAGGGCCCUUUAUGAAGUCACCUGUAGGACCUAAUGCUUGUGGUGCAGGAGGUCCUGUUGAGAAUAUUGAAUCAGCUCCAGCUUCUAGUUCAAAGGAUUCAGUGCAGAACAUGAACUCUCAAGUGAUGCAAAAUACCAACACUAAUUGCUCCAUGAAUCAGACUUCUAAUCAGUGCCAGGCAGCAAAUGAGGGAUUUGGACAGUCUGCUUUGGUGCAAAAUAAUGUUCAAGCAUUGGAUGUUAGUACCAGCAGAGCUAACGGAUCUACUAACGGGAAAGACAACGUGCUGAGUAGACCAGCUAGUUAUGAGUAACAGACAAUUCUUCUGGGAGGACAGAAUUCCUUAUUGCGACAAUUCGGGAGUGGAUCUUGCUCACAUGAAAAAGGUACCUCCGAGUCAAUGAGGUUGAAACCUUUACCAUAACCCUCUGAAUUCUAAUAUCAGGAGUACAAUCACAUAUUGCACAGAUUUUGGUACCUUAGGAAGACUUGAAUUCCUUCUGGCAUUUGUACAUUCACGUUGUAACUGGUGAGAUAAUGCAAUGUCUAAGAGUUGAGUAUACCGCAAAUAUGUAUCAGAUCUAUGUUCUAGCCAUAUUUAUAACAAUUCUUUGAAUUAGUGAAAUGAUUUGUAGUGCCGUAACGGUA